Oryzias melastigma (Indian medaka) is the source of this 2679-nucleotide messenger RNA. RefSeq names its product tapasin-related protein. The transcript has 8 exons. The record is from RefSeq and is a predicted model, not a curated record. Bases 227 to 1525 code for a protein of 432 amino acids. Lineage: Eukaryota; Metazoa; Chordata; Actinopteri; Beloniformes; Adrianichthyidae.
UGUUUUAUAUCAGGUGUUUUAAAUACUGUCUUGAAUAUAUAUAUAUCUUUAAAUAUACAUGUUUGUUUGUUUGUUUGUUUUCGUUCAGGUUUAAAUAUAUUAAGUCACGUGACGCUAGCUGUAGGCAAAUCGGUUUGUUUCUGCAGAAGUGAAAAUGAAAGUAUUUUUUACAGACUGCUCUGUUGAAGCAACAAGGUGAACCAAGACAUUUCAAUGAAUAAUCAAAAUGGGAGAAUUCCAGAAAAUGAUUAUUUACUUUUAUGUGAUUGGUGUCGUGAGCAGCGUUCAGCAGAUACCAUGGCUGUCAUGUCAGUUCACUGACGAACGUGUGUCUUUAAACAAUGAAGGACACAUUGAGACACAGCUCAUCCACAGAGAGGCGAUGGUUCAGUUUGGUCAAAAAGGAGACGCUCCUGUUAAUCCUCACGCCAUCACCUUUCUUAUCACUGUUUCUAAACUGGACCUGCAGCGGUCCAUUGAAGGGGUGGAAGCAGAGGAUUUGGAGUGUGAGGUCCGUCGGUACAGCACAAAGGGCAUCCAUGUCCGCUGGCCGGCCCUGGGGGCAGAGGGCUACAACUACUGGUUCACCUGCAUCCUCAGACACAGGAAGGAACAGUUCAUCGUCACUGCUUUCCUCAGACAACCGUCUGACCAAACUCCUCCAGGACAGCAGGACUUCCACAGCUGGCCGGCCAUAGCCGACCGCGAGGUACUUACCACCACAGUUGCCAUGUUCCUCAAAUCAGAGACUCCCUCUGCAAAAGUCAGACUGCUCUCGCAGCCGAAACUUCACUGUCAGUUCAGCAUCGACCACCGAGGCCCAAACGUCACCGUGGAGUGGCACUGGCAGUCCCGCGGAGAGAGGAAGAAGCUCUUCAGCUACAACAGCCGCUCCGGGGAGAUCCAUGGCUCUGGGGUUGGGAGGAAGGCUCUGGCUGGGGGAGAUGCCUCCUACACACUCCCCGUCACCAAGAUGAGCAGCGAAGGAAGCUACAUUUGUUCUGUGUCUGUGAACCCGCUUUUCGCCACCAUGGAUCUAAACCUGCACAUUGAAGAGAGUCCUCGGGUCUCCUUGAAUGUGGGUCCCACUUUAGUGCUGGAGGAGGGUAAAGAGCACAAGGUUGUUUGCCUGGCAGAGAACUACUAUCCUCUGGACGUGGAGAUCCUCUGGCGUGAGCAGGACCCCGCAGCGUCGGGUCAAAGAGUCGGAGCUCCUCUGCCUCGGGAACUCAAAAACAUUCUGUUCUCCAGCCACAAACACAACCAGGACCAGACCUACACUCUGUCGGCUUUCUUUUACCUCAAGGCUUCGCUGAAGUCAUCUGGAAAGCAGUUCUCCUGCAGCGUUUCCCAUCCCUCGCUCAGGGUUCCCAUCAAGAAAAGCUUCAUCCUUCAAGUUGAAGAAGCCACCAGCCCCAUGUUUUACCUGGCUGUCACCCUCGUUCUGAUCAGUCUGUUGGGAGUUCUGAUUGUGAUGCUGCUGUACCUGAACUCAACAAAAAGACGAUCAAAUAAACCGUACUGAGAAGUCGUGACGUCACCAAGAGAAUGAAGGAACUGUCCGACUCCCUGCUGCCUCACUGGCAUCUGCACUAAUGGUUGUUUACUUGUAUGUUGUUUGUUUUCAGGUGAUUUUGGGUUUCUGUGAAACUUUGUUAUCAUCAUUUAGGGCAGUUUUAUUCUCAUUUUAGACUCUUUUUAAUCUCCUUUAGCCAAAAUCCUGGUGCCUGUUCUGUUCACAUGUUCCGGUUUGAUGAUGAUUUAUUUUUUUACCAAAGACAAGAAAAAAAUAAUUCUGCAGAAAUGAGGAAAAGUCAACAGAGGCCGUUUGAAUCCACUUUAUCUUAUUAUCAAACUUUUUCAGAGAAGAGAACUUCAACAACUUCAAAUCAAGGAAGACCAAACAGAUCAUGUAAAAAAACUUUAAUGACUUUUAAUUUAACCUCUUCACGAUUUUCUUAAAAACCUGUCAGCUGCUCCUCUUUCACAACAAAGAACUCUUCAUAAUAAUCUGUCGUCAAUUUGUUCAUCACAUGUUCCUCCUGUAGGAAUGGAACCACAAACGCUUCAGUUUUAAACUCAUAAGAUAAACUUUUUUCUUAAUUUUUCAGUUUUAGAAAGUAGAGUAUCAGAAGAGACAAGCGAACAUGGAUUAAUGUGGUUCUUGAUUGACUUUAAAUUAAAAGUAAAUGUUGUGAAUGUGUGGGGAGGUUGAUUAAACUGACACUAAACAGAAGUCCAUCAUCAAGACUUUACUGUUAACAAAUUAUUUUUUAAUAAAGUUUAAGAGAUAAAACUCCAGACAGAGUUGUGUCCAUGUUUAUUUUUUCUGAGUAAUCAAUAAUGACAAAAAACUUUGAUCCUUAGAUUAAACAUAAAAAUCUGGACAGUACAGUUGACCUCAAAACUUUGAAAAUUUGAAUCUUUAAUUCCAGAAACGACUUGCAGAACAAACACGUAAAAUAUUAGCAACAUUUGGGGGGAAAAAUGUUUUGUUUUCAUGGAUAAAAAGAGGAUUAUAAAUAAAGUUGAUUAGUAAGAGUCUGAAAAUAUUUAAUAAAUGUUAAAAUCUGGAUCAUUUAUGAUGAAAGGCAAUAUUGAUCAAGUGUAGCAAACUACUGAUGAAAGUAAAAAAAAAAAAUCAGAUAUUGUUACUGAUGGAUUUGUGAAAAAAAAAAA